GUCAGUUCGUGUGCUGAGUGCUCCAGUGGCUGUCUGCCUCAGGCCCGUCCAGCGAACAGGUCGCCGCACUACAGCUCAGGAUGAGAUGUGUGACCCCCCCGAUCUCCCGACUUGUGUGGGUGUCACUGCGCCCAGUGUCUUCCCAUCACCAGGACCUCACAGCUCUCCAGUGUGGUGCAGACGAGUUGGCUACAGCUCGGCCCUACAGCGAGGUGCCUGGGCCCACGCCUCUGCCCCUCAUCGGGAACACGUGGCGUCUGCUCCCCAUUAUCGGUCAGCACCGGGUGGCGGAUCUCGCCAAAUGCUCCGCGCAGUUCCGCGCCCAAUAUGGCAACAUCGUCAAGUUGUCCGGUCUCGUGGGGCGUCCGGACCUGCUCUUCGUGUACGACGCCGAUGCCAUAGAAAAGGUUUAUCGUGGUGAGGGCCCGACGCCAUUCCGCCCCUCCAUGCCCUGCCUCGUCUACUACAAGAGCGUCGUUCGCAAGGACUUCUUCGGGGCGCUUCCAGGUGUCGUGGGUGUGCACGGGGAGCAAUGGCGAGUGUUCCGCACCAAAGUGCAGAAACCCAUCCUGCAGCUGCACACGGUCAGGAAGUACAUCCAGCCCAUUGAGGAGGUGACGCAGUACUUCAUACAGAGGAUGUGCGAAAUGAGGGACGAGAGGAAGGAGUUGCCAGCCGACUUUGACAAUGAAAUUCACAAGUGGUCACUGGAAUGUAUCGGAAGGGUGGCCCUGGACGUGCGACUGGGCUGUCUGCGCCCCAACUUGCCCAGGGACUCUGAGCCCCAGAAGAUCAUAGACGCUGCGAAGUACGCGCUGCGGAACGUGGCUAUCCUGGAGCUGAAGGCUCCCUUCUGGCGCUACGUGCCCACACCACUGUGGACCAGAUACGUGCGAAACAUGGACUACUUCAUACAGGUGUGCACGAAGUACAUCGACGCCGCCGUCGAGCGCCUCAAGACGAAGCGCUCUGUGGUCGAGAGCGACCUGUCGCUGCUGGAGCGUAUCCUAGCUGCGGAGGCCGACCCCAAAACCGCCUACAUAUUUGCUCUGGACCUGAUACUCGUCGGCAUAGACACCAUCUCUAUGGCUGUAUGCUCCAUCUUGUAUCAACUAGCGACACGACCGGACGAGCAGGAAAAGAUUCACGAGGAACUGUUACGAGUGCUGCCAUCUGUCGACACUCCGCUCACCUCGAGACAUCUGGACCAGAUGCUGUAUCUCCGCGCGUUCGUUAAGGAAGUCUUCAGGAUGUACUCUACAGUGAUCGGCAACGGGCGCACCCUGCAGAGCGACACGGUCAUAAGCGGCUACCGCAUACCGAAAGGGGUGCAGGUGGUGUUCCCCACCAUCGUGACAGGCAACAUGGAGGAGCACGUGAACAGGGCAGCAGAGUUUCUGCCCGAAAGGUGGCUGAAGGGUCCCGGUGACUCGCAGUACCGCAUUCACCCGUUCGCGUCACUACCCUAUGGACAUGGCGCGAGGAUGUGCCUAGGACGGCGGUUCGCCGACCUCGAAAUUCAGAUUCUCUUAGCAAAGCUUAUCCGGUCAUAUCGCCUGGAAUAUCAUCACAAGCCGCUGGAAUACAAAGUGACCUUCAUGUACGCCCCAGACGGCAAUCUGACGUUGAGGUUAAUUCCGAGAUAGAGGUGUCAAUGGCCAGGAAGCGACGUUCUGCUGACGGGGGUCAACAACGGAUGGCGCGUCGAACUGUCACCCAAAUAUUCUUCCCCUGAAGUCCGGAGUUCAGAGAUUCUCCCGUUCUGCCAUGCGAGUGUCAUUAGAAGUGAAACCCAGCGCAGGACGGAACUAAAUGUGCCCAAGAAAACAUUUGGGCUUAUAAAGGGCAACAUAGAAUAUUAAACUAACUAACCAAUCAACCUCAAGAAGCAACGUCCUUGAGAAACCGCUAACGGGUCACAUGGCCAGACAGUUGGCCGUGAAUAUUACUGACCUAUGGACCGUCAUGCCGGGUGGUCAAGUACAAUCGAACCAAAAUUUCUGAGCAACUGACUGCCUACAUCUUCAGGGUAUAGGUGUAACACACAAGGCCACAGGAUGUCAUACCUUGUAAGCCACUACUCUUCACAUUGAUGGCAUUAUCCGGAGUUCAUCGCCGUGGUCGCAACAGCCCUCCACUGAUUCCUAUCCCAAGUGAAAUUAAUGCAGCCCAUACCCUCCCAUCACACUUCCCUCAGAUCUGCCUUAAUGUUAUCCUUUCGUCUUCCUGGCGGUCUCUUCACUCACGUCUUAGAUCAAAACUCUGUGUGCAGUUUCAGCUCUCCACUGCGUGCUACAUAGUCCGCCUAUCUAUUAGGCACAUGUCGGGACAGAAUCUCAAUUAAGCCACGAAAGCUUCCUUUCAGAUCCCUUUCGAUUCAUCGUUCAUUCGAUGCUAUAUACCGUAGUCUACGUAGUGACAGAGUUGAUGAGCGCAAACACGCCAUUCGCGUGCACAAACACGAACAAAAAUAAACUGUUUUCAAAAUAAUAGUUUCGAUCGAACGUUUGAGAAUUCGUUAUUAACUGCCUCAAGCAUUCAGUGCCUAUUCGACAGAAGACACGAUUUCGCCAUUAGAAAUCUAAACCGGUUAAUGCUGUUUAGGGAAAGAGUCGCUGUUUAUUGUGAGAACCAUA
Cryptotermes secundus is the source of this 2636-nucleotide messenger RNA. It is a transcript of the gene Cyp301a1, whose product is annotated as probable cytochrome P450 301a1, mitochondrial. The record is from RefSeq and is a predicted model, not a curated record. The coding region runs from base 81 to 1646 and encodes 521 amino acids. The transcript has 11 exons. Lineage: Eukaryota; Metazoa; Arthropoda; Insecta; Blattodea; Kalotermitidae. Gene Ontology annotation, molecular function: heme binding; monooxygenase activity; iron ion binding.